AUGCAUCAGAAGGAGCUACAUGUCAUUACCAGGUGGUGGAAGGCUUUAGAAGUUGGAAAAAAAUGGCCUUUUGCAAGAGAUAGGAUUGUCGAAUGCUACUUUUGGAUAUUAUCAGUCUACUUUGAACCCCAAUACUCUCUUGCUAGGAAAAUACUAACCAAAGUAAUCGCCAUGGCUUCUAUUCUUGAUGACAUCUAUGAUGUUUAUGGGACCCUAGAUGAACUUGCACUUUUCACAGACGCAAUUGAAAGGUGGAAUGUUAGUGCCAUAGAUCAGCUACCAACGUACAUGAAAUAUUCAUACAAAUCUCUUUUAGAUGUUUAUGUCGAAACUGAGGAAGAGUUGAAAAAGAACGAGCAAUCAUACUGUGUUUACUAUGCUAUAGAAGAGAUGAAAAAAUUGGUCCGGGCAUAUUUUGAAGAGGCAAAAUGGACAUACAAUGGAUAUGUUCCGAAGCUAGACGAGUAUAUGAAAGUCGCACUUGUAUCUAGCGGUUAUAUGAUGCUGUCGACAACAUCCUUAGUAGGUAUGGGAGAGACGGUAACCAAGGAAGCCUUUGAAUGGGUUUCAAGUGAACCAUUAUUUUUACGAGCUUCUACACUAAUUAGUAGACUAAUGGACGACAUGGUUGGACAUGGGUUUGAGCAAAAAAUAUCAGCAGUUGAAUGUUACAUAAAUCAGGAAGGAGCUUCAAAAGAAGAAGCAUUUUCUGUAUUUCAGAAACAAGUUACAAAUGCAUGGAAGGAUAUAAAUCUAGAAUGCCUUCGUCCAACUCCAGUACAGAUGGCUGUCCUCAUGCGAAUAGUCAACCUUACACGUGUCAUGAAUCUUUUGUACAAAGAUGAAGAUGGCUAUACAAGUUCCAAAACAAAGACAAAAGGAUUUAUAACAACUGUACUCGUUGAACCAGUGAAAAUAUCUGGAUGA
Molecule: messenger RNA, 927 nt
Organism: Fraxinus pennsylvanica
Lineage: Eukaryota; Viridiplantae; Streptophyta; Magnoliopsida; Lamiales; Oleaceae
Source: the annotation of a GenBank genome assembly